Messenger RNA from Anas platyrhynchos (mallard), 5441 nucleotides. RefSeq names its product mitogen-activated protein kinase 9 (gene MAPK9). Gene Ontology annotation, biological process: protein phosphorylation. The record is from RefSeq and is a predicted model, not a curated record. Lineage: Eukaryota; Metazoa; Chordata; Aves; Anseriformes; Anatidae. Gene Ontology annotation, molecular function: MAP kinase activity; ATP binding.
CGCGGCCUGCGCGGAGCAGCGGGAGGCCAUUGUGGCUGGGGCGGCCCUGCGAGGCGGAGGCGGCGGCCGCGGAGGAGGAGAGGGAGGAGGAGGCGGCGGCUGUGGCGGCGGGGGCUGCCGCCGCGGCCCGGCCUGUCUCGUCCCGCUGGAGCCCUCUGAGGGACGACACGAUCUUGAAACCUGUACCAGGUCCUUGAGAGAGAAAACUACAUGACACUACACCAUGAGUGACAGUAAAUGUGAUAGUCAAUUUUACAGUGUUCAAGUUGCAGAUUCAACGUUCACUGUACUAAAACGUUAUCAGCAAUUGAAGCCCAUAGGAUCAGGGGCACAGGGCAUUGUUUGUGCUGCGUUUGAUACAGUCCUUGGAAUAAAUGUUGCUGUAAAGAAGUUGAGUCGUCCUUUUCAGAAUCAAACCCAUGCAAAAAGAGCUUACAGAGAGCUUGUUCUUUUAAAAUGUGUCAACCACAAAAAUAUAAUUAGUUUAUUAAAUGUAUUUACACCACAGAAAUCACUAGAAGAAUUUCAGGAUGUAUACUUGGUUAUGGAGCUGAUGGAUGCCAAUUUGUGCCAAGUUAUUCAUAUGGAAUUGGAUCAUGAAAGAAUGUCCUAUCUUCUUUACCAGAUGCUAUGUGGUAUCAAACAUCUUCACUCAGCUGGUAUCAUCCACAGAGAUUUGAAACCCAGCAACAUAGUAGUAAAAUCAGAUUGUACGCUCAAAAUCCUUGAUUUUGGACUGGCAAGAACAGCGUGUACUAAUUUUAUGAUGACUCCAUAUGUAGUAACACGGUAUUAUAGAGCACCAGAGGUUAUCCUUGGAAUGGGCUAUAAAGAAAAUGUGGAUAUCUGGUCUGUUGGGUGCAUUAUGGCAGAAAUGGUCCUCCAUAAGGUCCUGUUCCCAGGAAGAGAUUAUAUUGAUCAGUGGAAUAAAGUUAUUGAACAAUUAGGAACGCCGUCAGCGGACUUCAUGAAGAAACUACAGCCUACAGUGAGGAAUUAUGUAGAAAACAGGCCCAAAUAUCCUGGUAUUAAAUUUGAAGAGCUCUUCCCAGACUGGAUAUUUCCAUCAGAAUCUGAUCGUGACAAGUUAAAAACCAGCCAAGCUAGAGAUUUAUUAUCAAAAAUGCUUGUAGUAGAUCCAGACAAGAGAAUUUCUGUAGAUGAAGCCUUACGUCAUCCUUAUAUUACUGUCUGGUAUGACCCAGCUGAAGCAGAAGCUCCUCCACCCCAAAUCUAUGAUGCACAAUUGGAAGAAAGAGAACAUGCAAUUGAAGAAUGGAAAGAGUUAAUAUACAAAGAAGUAAUGGAUUGGGAAGAAAGGAGCAAGAAUGGUGUGGUAAAAGAUCAGCCCUCAGAUGCAGCAGUGAAUAGCAACACCAGUCCUUCCCAGUCAUCAUCUAUCAAUGACAUUUCAUCCAUGUCAACAGAGCAAACAUUGGCUUCAGAUACAGACAGCAGCCUCGAUGCCUUGACAGGACCCCUUGAAGGAUGCCGAUGAUCAGCCAGGAUUGCAGACUUAACUUUGGAAAAAGAACUCUCGCUUCCAUUGGGCCUGAAUUGCUUGUAAGUUAAUGGAACAAAACUAGAAAAACUCCAUGUUCUGCAUGUUCUACUAAAGUAAUGCCUGUUUUUAUUUUUACUCAGUUGUUAUGAAACUGCCUGCUUAAUGUUGUAGAACUUAAAUCAAUGUCUAAGGAACAACAACAAAAAAUAAAUUUAGACACUAUAAUAGGCUUUUCUUUUGUUUCAGCCUAUUUCAGGUGAGCAGUUAUAAUAGACUUUUAACCAAUAACUUCUCUUAAAUGAGUUCAUGAAUCUUCAGUACCAACUGGCAGGCUUUUGUGACAUCAGUGGUUGUUUACAUUUUAGUACAGUAUUGCUCAUUAGUAGGUUUUUUGAAUGUAUAGUGUCUAUGAAGUUUGUUUGAACAUGUGACUUUGGCAGUUUGCUUUAUUUAACUACUGGAGUGUUGUGUGUAAGUGUUAAUUCACAUAUUGAACACUCAGUACUAUAUUUAAAGGGCAGUUAUUUUUACAUAUAGCACUUUUUAUUGAGCCCUUUCUAUCCACUUCCUAAUAAUUCUGUCUAUCUUCUUGUAGAAGAGAAAAUUGUGAAGUUUAAAGAAUGUAGCCAUCCCUUCAUAUUUCACCAAUGAAUAUGUCUCUGACGUUCUUUUCAGUUAUUUAAACUGAAGUGGAUGGAAGACACACAGUGGCUUAGUUCAAUCUUAAGGAUGAGUGACUUCUCUGUGAAGUUGUGCCUGUUAAAAGAGGGGAGAGUGCUAAAUUGUUCUGUACAUUCUGUCUUGCAAUAGUAGUCCUUUAACAAAAACAAACAAAAAAGGAAAUUAUAUGUGUGCUUUUCAUUCAGUGCAAACUGAUAAAAAGGACAGGUGAAUUGGAGAGACUUGCAGCCUAAGUGGCCUGAAAAAGAGCUGCAUAAAUGUUUUCCAUUUUUUAAUGGGUCCAUGCUAUCUAGAGAGUAAUUAAGGAAACAAAUGUAGUAGCUUUAAGUCAUUUGACAAUUAAGUUAAAGUAUUUACUUAAUUGAAUUUAGCUCUAUUCCCAAAUUAGGAAAACCUCUCAAUUUCCUACUGGAGAGGGAAAAUUAAUAUAUUUAAUACAUAUAUAUUUUCUAAAUACAGUGUCAGAGGAGAGGAGCUUAUUUGCUGUUUCAAUAGAAGCUUGUCAAUGCAGUUUUCAGAAUUGUAUAAUACAAACACUGCCUGCACAGUAUGUUGAAUUCUUAGAAAAUGUUUGCAGUAGAGUAGGGCUUAAAUUACCAGAUGCUACACACUUGUGAAUUUGUGCACAUUCACUUUAGAGUGCACAGGUGUGUAAAAUUUUGCUAAAGGAUCUUAUGUGUGCAUGUGUGUAUGAUUAAACUAUGUAACUAUAAUAGUAAUGGAUGUCCAAGAUGAGGUAAAACACCACUUUCCUAAAGGCAUUGUAUUUAGCUGUUGAUUCAGAUACUGCUGACUUGAAUUUAAAAAGAGCACUUACAAAAUACACUUGUGCAGCUAGCCACUGCGUUACUGACAUGUCUAGUACAUUCUUGUAAAAGACAAGUGUCCCUUCUUUCUGACCUUAAGAUUUGAAAAAGCAGUAACUUUAUGCCAAAAUUGCUUUUGUUAAAUUGUAUCCAUGUGUUUUUAAAUAGCUUAAUUCGGUGUAGCAAAACCUUCACUGUCCCAGAAAAGGAAAAUUCAAUGAAGUACUUAAGAUGUUAACUUCAGAAUUUUCGUCUGGAAUUAUGAACUUUUUAUUAAAAAAAUAAAUAAAUCAGUUUUAUUGAAUUGUAGGAUACUGAGGGCUUUUUGUUGUUGUUGUUUUGUUUUAAACCUAUGGAUACCUUAGUUUCUUUGGAUACUGAUGGUACAUUUUUAUUGUUUUUGUUACUGGAAAAAAAUAAAUCUAAAAUACCUUUUACCAGAUAGCAAUACAGUACAGGUUGCUUUUUUUUUUUUUUCUUUUUAAUCCUUGUUAUUUGUGCCAGUUAAAAUUAUUAAAGACACCUUUUCAGAAGUAACAUUAGUGAUUUUGGAUUACUUUUAAUCCUCCCCCCCUUCCUUCCAUAUAAGAAUAUUUUUAUAUUCUUUAUUCACUAUGGAAGUCAUUUACUGGAUUUCAUUUUUCAAGAUUUAUUUUUAGCUUUUUCAAGUGAAGUUGCACUGUACUUUACAUUCAUCAUUUUAACAUUUAUUGCUUCAGAAGAUUUAAUGCAACAAAUACUUUUCAUGUCUUUUGGAUAUGCUCAAAGUUGAGUUUUUCAUAUCGGACUUGGGCUGCUCAGCGCUGGGCUGGUUGGACCAGAUGGCCUCCAGGUCUCUCCCAACCCAAAUUACUCUGUGAUUCAAAUCGUCUUUUAAUGUUGUGUGUGUGUUUGUUUGUUUUUUUUUAACACAGAACUGCCCUAUCCCCAGGAUUUGAACUGGUAUCUGACCUUCUAGUAUAUACUGUUACAUCAAAUAUGUAAUCUUUGAACAAAAUAAGCCCUGAGAUUGAGCUUCCUUGUAAAUCCUAUUGUUUGUAGGAAAAGCCAUUUCAUACUGUAUGUUUUUAAUGGCUUCUUGCUAUGCCAUACUUUGAAGCUUCUAAAUUUUACCAAAAUGUUACUGCCUUCAAAACAUGCAUGAAAUGAAAGGUGUGAAUAUUGUGGAUUUUGAUUCUCGCAUAACUUAAAAGCAAACUGCUAAUAACCUGAAUAAAUGUCCAGUUCUUAGAGAAGGCAGAUAAACAGAUUAUAUUCAGCAAAACGCAUGCAGGAUAGAUGCAUGCUAAAGCUCCCAUGCUGUUUCAGUGUGCACAUACAGACUAUAAACGCACUGCAUGCAGACUUUAUACAUAUUAGUUGUAUUCCUGACUACAGAUUAAGUUCAGUGCCACAUCUGUGAAAUGGUUGUCGAUGCUGUGAGAACCUCAUCAUUGAUGGAAAGUAAAAUGCACAUGUAUCUUGACAGGGGUUUAAAAGUUGAGAAAGUUUGGUGUGCAAUAUAAUCACUUUUAUUCCUAAUACUAAAAUCAUGUAUGUAAAGUGAUACAAUUGACCAUUUUUUUGCACUUUGGCUUUUAUAAAUAUUUAUAUGUAUUUAAAGACUAAGAAUAUGUGAGUGUGUAUACAUAUAUAUUAGAAACCUGCUCAGUUUUGUAAACAUGAAUGUUACUUUUCUGUAUGAGAGACUUUGUGUUAACACUACUGCAGUAUGCAUAAACAAUUUAUAAAAUAUGACUAAUAAGAAGUGGCAGUCAACAUAGAUGCAAUCUGUAAUCUUAACUGCUCACCUGAAAAACAACAAAAAAGAGGGAUUUAUGGCUAUCAAUCAGAUUAUUUACCAGAAACAUUGUUAGAUAUAUGAACACUGAGUAGCUGAAUGGCAUUGCAGAAAUGGAGUAUGUUUUAAAAUGUUCUGUGCUCAUAUCGUUUUUCCUCAAAAAAAAAAAAAAAUCCAAUCGGGGAAAAAACAAAAACACAAAAAAACAACAACCAAACAAAAAAAACACCACCCUUAAAGAAACCUGGCUUUUUGAAAUCUGGAUAAGCAGCCUGUAAGUGUGCUUUGAGGAAACAGUGUGAUAUGACAAGCUUCAUUUUAUGUAAUGGAAAAUGACAAAAACAUGAGUAACGAAUGGCAAAAUCAAGGUUUUGUCUGCACAGAUUUUACUAAACAAACGAGUCUGACUGGAAACUAGUGUUUGCAAACAGCCUGUGAAGCUUUAUCUUGUUUCUGGUAAGGGUUUGCAUUUCCUUGUCAAAAUAAUGAAAAUUAAACUGAACCUUAACUGAGAAUUAACUGGUUGGUUGUUAAGACUGUUAGGGACUAAAGGACUAUUAUUUUUUUGUCUUUUGGAGUCCUAACAGAGUGCACAUACGUUUAUUCAAAACUAAGUGUGUGUUGGGGGAAGUAAUUCCAUAUGUUUUAUUUUUCUUUCCUGAAGGAAAGA